Messenger RNA from Chondrus crispus (carragheen), 1224 nucleotides. RefSeq lists its product as hypothetical. The coding region runs from base 1 to 1224 and encodes 407 amino acids. The record is from RefSeq and is a predicted model, not a curated record. The transcript has 2 exons. Gene Ontology annotation, molecular function: ATP-dependent chromatin remodeler activity; ATP binding. NCBI's taxonomy places the organism in Eukaryota, Rhodophyta, Florideophyceae, Gigartinales, Gigartinaceae.
AUGAGGACUUACAGAGAUGUCGACGAACGAGGGCUCCGGGCCCGGGCGCCCAUUAUUUCUUCGAUGACAAUGCGUCGCAGAAAGUCAACAAAAGAUUUCCAAGGCCGUGCAAUAAUUUGUUUGCCAAAGAAGCAUGUUGAAAUCGUUAGCUUGAUACCCUCUCCAGAAGAGCGCGACUUCUAUGCAGCCUUGCAUGACCGCACCAAGACCCAGUUUAAUACAUCUGUCAGAGAAGGCAAAGUCAUGAAGAACUACGCAUCUAUUCUUGAAUUGCUGCUCAGGUUGCGCCAAGCUUGCGAUCAUCCGUACCUGGUAUUCGCUGCAGCGCCCAGUAAGGAUUCAGUCGUCAUGAAGGACAGGGACAAACUUUUCAAACAAUUUUUGCAAGCAGGGUCCUCAUCCCAAUUUGUUGAGAAGAUAUAUAACGACGCUGAGUCUGGCACACUGCAGAGGUCUAAGGAGUGUCCACUUUGCUUGGAUGUGAUUGAUGAUGCUGUUGCACCGAGAGAAUGCGGCCAUCCGGCUUGUAGAAGUUGCUUGUUAGAAUGCGUGCAGCGGACCAGGAGGUGCCCUGUCUGCAGAGCUGACAUUACCUUCGAGAGCAUUGCUACGCUGCCAAGGGCUACUAGAUUUUCAGUGGAUCUCAAGACGAGAUGGAGAUCCAGCGCUAAAGUAGACGCGUUACUGAAGGACCUUGCCGAAAUACAAACUCUCCGAAAACAGAAUGGUGCUGAGGGAGUCGGAAAGACAGUCGUUUUCUCUCAAUUUACGAGCAUGCUAGAUCUCGUCUGGAUGGCUCUCGACAGAGCGAAAAUUAAGUCUCUCCGUAUCGAUGGAUCUGUUCCUCAAGCUCAGAGAGCAACAAUUUUGGAGCGUUUUGAGAACGAGAAAGAGUUAUCAUUGCCCACUUCAAAUGUCUUGCUUGUAUUCCUUCGGGCGGGCGGCGUUGGUCUAAACCUUUGUGCUGCAUCAUGUGCCAUCCUCUUAGAUAUUCACUGGAACCCUCAAGUCGAUGCGCAAGCACAGGAUCGUGUGCAUAGGCACGGGCAAACCAGAGAUGUGGUCAUCAAGAGGUAUAUCGUGAAUGGGUCGGUGGAGGAACAACUCCUAAAAGUACAAAAAAGGAAGCAGGAUAUCGCAGAUGGAGCCCUCGGAGCAGCUACCAAGAAAGACAAGAAGCAGGCUGGGUUGACCGAGCUCAAGCUUUUAUUCGCCGAGGCCUAA